Molecule: messenger RNA, 2587 nt
Organism: Poecilia latipinna (sailfin molly)
Lineage: Eukaryota; Metazoa; Chordata; Actinopteri; Cyprinodontiformes; Poeciliidae
Product: reticulon-4 receptor-like 2
Exons: 4
Coding region: 130-1512 (460 amino acids)
Cellular component (GO): plasma membrane
Molecular function (GO): protein binding
Source: RefSeq, a predicted model, not a curated record
CCGGGAAUCCAGAACGUCACUGCCAGAAGCCGCAGUGACUCGGUCACCAGAGCUGAACCGCAGCAGAGAUAGCAGUAAGCAGGCACUUCCACGCCGCGCAGGCUAACUCGCUUUCGGCUUUGGUUCGAGAUGGAGACCCGUAGGACCGUGAGGAGCUCCAGCGCUCACAACUUCAAGAGUGGACUGACCCUUUGGUUGAUUCUGUGGCUGGUGGUGGUGAAGCCGGGCGGGGUUUCUGCAUGCCCUAAGCUGUGUGUGUGUUACCCUACGCCCAUGACGGUCAGCUGCCAGUCCCAGAACCUCACCAUGGUUCCAGCUGGAGUACCCUACGACUCCCAACGAGUCUUCCUGCAGAACAACCGCAUCACAGAGCUUCGCGCAGAUUCCUUUGGCUUCGAGACACAGGUGCUUUGGCUGUACGGAAACAACAUUACAUGGAUUGAGGCCGGAGCUUUCAGCAACCUCAGGAUCCUGGAGGAGCUGGACCUGGGCGACAACCCUUUGCUGCGGCACCUGGAAGGUGGAGCAUUCAGGGGGCUGGAGAAGUUGCAGAGCCUGCACAUGCAUCGCUGCAAGCUGGCCACUCUCCCCCAUGAUAUCUUCCACAAGCUGUACAGCCUCCAGUUUCUCUACCUGCAGGAAAAUCAACUCCAUUCUCUGCAGGAUGACCUCUUCUCAGAUCUGGUCAACCUGUCCCAUCUUUUCCUGCACGGGAACCGAAUCCGUGCCCUCUCUGAGAAUGUGUUCAGAGGCCUGGUCAACCUGGACCGCCUCCUUCUCCAUGACAACCGCAUCCGGCAGGUGAACCGUCGGGCUUUCCGUGAUCUGGGUCGCCUGACGAUCCUUUACCUUUUCAACAACUCUCUGGCCGAGCUGCCAGGCCAGACCAUGAAGGACACCCAGGGCAUCCAGUUCCUGCGCCUCAACAGCAACCCCUGGUCCUGCGGCUGCGAGUCCCGUCCCCUCUGGGAGUGGUUCCGCAAAGCCCGCAUCUCCUCCUCGGAAGUCGUGUGCACCUCCCCAUCCCAGCGUCGUGGCCAGGACCUCCGAUUCCUGCGUGAGAUGGAUUUCGCCCUCUGCCCCAUGCCUGACCCAGGCUCCAUGGCCGGAACCACAACCACCACCUUCAGCACCAAGACUCGCUGGUGGUUCUCCAAGCACAAGCCUGCGUCUUCAUCGAAGGCUUCAUUCCAGAAGAGCUCAGAGGGUGUGAAGACCUUACCCUUCUCCCCCGUAAAGCCUCAGUAUCCCCCCAAGAAGCCCGCUGAGACCUUACCCUACAAGUACGAACUGUCCGCAGACGAGGCAGCUCUUCCCAAGCUGGAUCCGGAAGAGUACUGGGCCAACUACGGAAAUGAAGACUCCUCCAUCCGCUGCAUCGAGCUGGAUUGUGCUCCCAGCUAUGACAGUGCAGCUUUCCCUUCAUCCUCCUCUUCAACCGUCACUCCAUCCCAUCUCCACUUCCUCUCUUUCUUCAUAGUAACACUCCUACUCCGUUUCCUGUUAAGCUGAGCUGUUUUCUCCUCUCACACCUUCUCUUUCCUCUAAGUUUUCCUUCUGCUCUUUCUUGUUCACGCUAAAGAAAUUGCAUCUUGAUUCCCUUCGGUUGCCUCCUGCACAUUCGUGGGGGAUGAUUCAGUGAUGCAGGAGAUGGACGAGGCAGCAGGGAGCUGUUUCGGAGCAAAGAGCAGAGGUCAGAUUAGCUGAGGCAGAAAACGACAAGUGAGUGCAAGUAAUCUGGUGGGGUCUUCAGAUGCUACUUGUGACAUCCCAGUCCAAGCGAUGCAGGCUCCAUGAUCUAAUGAUUGUCUAAUCACUGUUUAUGUCAUGGUAGCUGCGUACAGCAGGGGAUUCACAGUUUGGCUCCACCAGAUGUUAGAACAAUAUGCAGAUCCUGAGAAGUAACGGAAGUGAUGAAAAGGUUCAAACGCUUACCAGCAAACAAGCACAGUAAAUACAGCACAGAAUCACUGUAGAUAAGCUUAUUUCAUAUUGUACAUAGGAUUAACAGGAUUUGUACUUUUAGUAAGAACAGUUUGUAUUAGGUUCAUUGAUUUUUCAAUGGAAGGAAGCCUAAGAAUACGUGUUAGCUCGUACAGUUUCACCCAACCGUCACUCUGGCCUUAUUUGCUUUCGUGUUGUUUCCUGGACUUUUGCAAUUCUCAGUCUGUUUUGAUUAUGUUUGUAAAACUUGUUUUCGUGUUUCUAACUGGGACAUUUUUCACAAAAAUGAUCAUUUGAAAAUGCACGACUUGCUCUGGAUUUGACCAGUCCACCGGUUCAUCUGGUUUCACCAGCAUAUAUGCAAAAUAUGGUCAAACAGAUCAUGACAAUCAACCAGAUGUGUCUGCUCAUUCCAUGAUGGAGCUGCAGCUUUCUGUCUCCUGUGUCUGUGGUAGAAAAGUGACUGCCGUGGACUGAUCCUGCGUUGUCAAUGAAAGCAAUGUGUUUGUGACCAACCCUCCAUGUUUCAUCUGAAUCAUGACAGUGAGUUUCUAAACUGAUCAUACUGUGAUGUUGCUGGAUUUUGUAUUUUUAAUGGAAGAUGCUGUUGAAGUGUUUUAUUUAAUAAAAAAAACUGAAUUCA